This is a messenger RNA of Meloidogyne enterolobii, 1180 nucleotides long. The record is from the annotation of a GenBank genome assembly. NCBI's taxonomy places the organism in Eukaryota, Metazoa, Nematoda, Chromadorea, Rhabditida, Meloidogynidae.
UCAUCUAAAUGCUCCCAUGCACUAUCCAAAGCUCCCUUCAGACCACUUAAAUGCUCCUUUCAGACCACCCAAUGUUCCUCUCAACCUACUAUCUAAUGUUUUUUCGAACUACCCAAUGUUCCCUUCGGACCAUCCAAGUUAUUUUCGGACUACCCGAGGUUCCCUUUGAACUACCUAGUUUUCCCUUCAAAUAAUUUUAUUGAAAAAUUAAAUGUUUCAUUACUAGGAUUGGCCUUAUAUGUCCUAUAAUACUCUUCACCAUCACAAUCAACACCAUCAACAACAGCAACAACUUCAUCUACAUCAACAACAACAACAAUUAGGUUAUUUAAAUCAACUAGAUAAUUGUGGCAAUUCCCUCAUUGAUCAACAACAACAAAGAAUAUUACUUUACAAAAAUAAUGGCAAUAAUAAUGGAGAUGAAGUUGGAGGAGGUGUUGCACUUCUUUCUCCUGUAGAUUCUGGUAUUGGACAAGAACUCUUGUUGGAACAGGCAAAACAGCAGUUACACGAAUUCUUCGGCCCAGUAUCUUUAUCCUCAGCAGGUGUUUUAGUCCCUUCACAACAACAACAUUCUUCAGUUAUUCACCAACAUCACGGAGAUAAUACUGGACAAGAUACCCUCAAUCAUGCCCUUUUACUCCAACAACAACAACAAAGCCAACAACAACAAAAUAGGCAAAGAGAACAAAGGAGUAGUGCUGAAUCUAAUCAAUCAGCACAGUUGCAACGAGUACAUGAAUCUAGAGAACAGUCAAUUCCUGUAUGUAUCCCAAAAUUAGACAAUCAAUUGGGCUUUCAAUAUACACUUGAAGCACCGAUCUCUACAUCUAUUAGAAAAGAAGAUGAUAGAAUGACAUAUGUCAACAAAGGCCAAUUUUAUACUGUUUCUUUUGAUUAUAUUCUUGAUUUACGGUGUCCUCUUAAAGGAAUGACUGUUAGGAGCCAAAUAAUAAUAGUAUUUCGAGAGGAUAAAUCAUUUGAAGAAGAAUUAAGAACUUGGCUAGUUUGGUAUAAACGGCAACAUUCCCCUAAACAACGCAUAAUUGAAAUUGAUGCAAAAAACUCUAUGGGGGCUAUUGGGGGAAAUUUUGAUGAAAUUGCCCAUAAUGCUGUCCAAUUUUGUUGGACGCCUGGGGAACAACCUGGGCCUAAAGUUUGUUUUGAAAAAAAUUUUUAA